GUGAAACUCAGAGUGUAUAAUUGGGAGGGAGAAAGAGAUAGAGAGUGAUAGGGAUUGAGAAAAAGAAAGAGAGAGGUUAGUCUUAUGUAACUAGUAAUGAGGAACGAUAAGAUGUUGAACCUGUAAGCUGUAAACUAAAUGAAAGAACAACAAACCUACUUUGAAGAAAUUCAUAAAUAGGAAGUGAAAAGACGGCUGUAAGGUGUAACUUGAGAAUACCAUUGAACCGUAGGCUACUCAACCUGUCCAACUGGAAAAGAUGGAAAAACCCCCUCGGCCCGAUCUGAUUGACUUCCAUGGUAUUUCUAUGAUCCACUACUUCACUGAUAAUUGGGAGAACAUCCAAAACUUCCAGGCCAGGCCAGAUGAUAUCCUUAUUGUCACAUACCCAAAAGCAGGAACCACGUGGGUCUCCUACAUCUUGGACCUCCUUUACUUUUCCCAGACUGCUCCUGAACGUCAGACAUCCAUCCCCAUCUAUGAGCGAGUUCCGUUCUUGGAGAUAUCUAUUCCCGUCAUGCCCCCAGGAACGGAGUUGGCCAAUAACUUGAGCACCUCUCCUCGGCUCAUUAAGACUCACUUACCAAUUCAGUUUGUGCCCAAAUCCUUCUGGGAGCAGAACUGCAGGAUAGUGUAUGUGGCCCGUAACGCCAAGGACAAUGCAGUCUCCUAUUUCCACUUUGACCGUAUGAACAUGGCCCAGCCAGAGCCUGGAGACUGGAACAGCUUCCUGCAGAGAUUCAUGGAGGGAAAGAUGGUGUUUGGUCCCUGGUAUGACCAUGUGACUGGCUGGUGGGAGAAGAAACAGAGUCACUCCAAGCUGCUCUACCUGUUCUUUGAGGAUAUGGUGGAGGACACUGGUCGAGAGCUGGACCGUCUGUGCUCCUUCUUGGGGAUUUCUCCUUCAGCAGAGGAGAAGGAAAAAGUGAAAAGAGGAGUGCAGUUUGACAACAUGAAGAAGAACAACAUGACUAACUACUCAACCAUUCCAGUGAUGGACUUCAAGAUCUCUCCCUUCAUGAGAAAAGGAAAGGUUGGAGAUUGGAAGAACCAUUUCACUGUGGCUCAGAAUGAGCAGUUUGAUGAAGACUACCAGAAGAAAAUGAAAAAUCCCACUUUAAGAUUUAGAACUGAGGUGUAAAGUAUUCAGUAUUUACAAGCAGAAUAUCAUUACUUUGUUGCUAACUAUAUGAAAGUUCUGUGUUUAUAUGAAAGUUCUGUCUGUGAGUCUACUCUAAAGUCACCAGUACUUAAACACUGUCCAUCACAGUCUGAAUGUAACCUUUGGGAUCACUGGACUAUACCUUUGGUAAAUAAAAAUAUUAUAAUCCUA
Molecule: messenger RNA, 1333 nt
Organism: Osmerus eperlanus (European smelt)
Lineage: Eukaryota; Metazoa; Chordata; Actinopteri; Osmeriformes; Osmeridae
Product: cytosolic sulfotransferase 3-like
Exons: 8
Coding region: 260-1141 (293 amino acids)
Biological process (GO): sulfation
Cellular component (GO): cytoplasm
Molecular function (GO): aryl sulfotransferase activity
Source: RefSeq, a predicted model, not a curated record